CUCCUCUUGAUUGUAAUUUGUCAUCUUUUCCAAUAGAGAAUAUGUUCUCACAUCAAUGCUUUUGUGAAAGGCUGCCAGCUCUCCUUUCCCUAUAAAGUCUAGAGUGUACCCAAAAAGAGAUUGGGAAUUUGGGAGGAUAAGAAUACAUUCCCCCCCAUGCUGGAGGGAUGCCGACAUAACCCGAAUGGAAAGGAGUUUGAGGUCCGGUAUGCCGGAGAUGGCGGAUCUGAAGCGGCUCACAAACCAAAGUUAAUAGAACAAUUUCAUGUCCGGAUUAUACUGUAGGGAACACUGAGAUCAUGUACAAUAAGAUGCAGUAGCAGGUGCCAGGAGGGACUGACCCAGGUUGAAAAAAGUGGAAAUAAUAUUACCCAAAUAGGUGGAAAGGUCGGAUAUCAUAUCACUGGAUUAGCCUUCAAUCUGAUACAGUUUUUGGCUAGGUGGUUUUGGGUGUAUUCCUUGGUUUUUUAUGCAAUUUGUAUGUCUUGCUUGGUGCCUUCUCACUGUACAUUUUGACCCCCGUAUAGUGCUUCUUGUAAUGUGGAUGGUGGUUUGUUAGAUGGGCUGUGCUUUUUUUGAUGUGCAGAUGACAGAGACAUAACGGAGAAGAAGAGGGGAAUUGGGGGUAUAGAAUUUAGGGGAUAACGUGAGUUUACAGACCAUGGUCAUUUUGGGGGGCACAGGGAAUAACGAUCUGAAUAGCCCAGUUCCUGGGAAGGGCUGGAAUCUGUGCAGAAUGCCAUUUUGGCAGCAGGGGACUUCGUCACACAGGCAGAGUCAGGGCAAUAACAGCAGCCACUCUCAGGGCCAUCAGCAGGAGGGAACCAGUGGGCCUGACUCGUCGGGUAUUAACUCUGUUUCUGCUGUUGCAAGAGCAUUGCUGCCUACAAGACGCAGGCUUAGGCUUGAUCCUGAAAGCAAACUUUACUUUCCCUAUGAACCUGGCAAACAAGUUUCAAGUGCAAUAAAGAUCCUUAACAUCAGUCGCUCCAAUGUGGCAUUCAAGUUCCAAACCACUGCUCCUAAAAGCUGCUUUAUGCGUCCUCCUAGUGGUAUGCUUACUCCAGGAGAGUCACUUAUAGCAACUGUGUUUAAAUUUGUGGAGCCACCUGAGCAGUCUGAGAAACAACCGGAGAAAAAGGUUAAAGAUAAGUUCAAGAUUGUUAGUCUGAAAAUCAAGGAAGGAGUGGAAUAUGAUUUAGAGCUGUUUGAAGAGCAGAAGGAACUAGUAGCAGUAGAGCAAAUAUUGCGUGUUGUUUAUUUGGAUCCACAACGUUCCACUCCUGAGUUGGAAAAGCUCAAGAAGCAAUUGGCUGAAGCUGAGGCUGCAAUUGAGGCACGGAAGAAACCUCCAGAAGAUGCUGCUCCGCGGGUUGUUGGUGAAGGGCUUGUCAUAGAUGAAUGGAAAGAGCGUAGGGAAAGGUAUCUGGCACAGCAACAACUUGAAGGAGCUGAUUCCCUUUGACAGUCCUACCUUUUUAUGGUUUGAUGAUCUUUGCUUUGAAAAGUGUGCUUUAAUUUUCUCAGAUUUGCAGAAGUAUCUGUCAAUUUAAAAGGUAAUCUUACUACUGACUGUCAGAGGCUGGAGCAUACAAGCUAUUUGUGUGCAUGUUUGCAAACUGUUAAAGAGAGAUGAUUAGGUAGAUGCCAACUAGAGGUAUAUUUACCUUAGCAGUUUAUGUCUGCGACAUGGACAUUACCACAGAGGCAAUGUCCUUGUCAAUACUUUAUUGUUUGCAGAUGAGAAAGUGUCUUUUGCAGAUGUUUCAAGCAGUUACUGGUGGGCAGUUUUUGCUUAUGGUCUUGAAUUGAUAUUUGUAUCUGGGCUUGACAUUUUUGAAGGGUGUUGUUGAGCUCCUGGUCUCAGCGUUCUGUAAAUAAACUGAAAUACAUAUCAUCUGUGUUUUAACUCUGUAAGGAAAGGCAGUGGACAUACUAAUCAAUCAUAGAAAAUCUAAAACCUGAAUUAUGUGGGAGCUGAGCUUAAAUAACUAUGGGAAAUUAUGAGUUU
Molecule: messenger RNA, 2011 nt
Organism: Cryptomeria japonica (Japanese cedar)
Lineage: Eukaryota; Viridiplantae; Streptophyta; Pinopsida; Cupressales; Cupressaceae
Product: vesicle-associated protein 4-2
Exons: 7
Coding region: 662-1465 (267 amino acids)
Biological process (GO): endoplasmic reticulum membrane organization
Cellular component (GO): endoplasmic reticulum membrane; plasma membrane
Source: RefSeq, a predicted model, not a curated record